Molecule: messenger RNA, 1567 nt
Organism: Exophiala dermatitidis NIH/UT8656
Lineage: Eukaryota; Fungi; Ascomycota; Eurotiomycetes; Chaetothyriales; Herpotrichiellaceae
Product: nucleolin
Exons: 2
Coding region: 149-1030 (293 amino acids)
Biological process (GO): mRNA 3'-end processing
Cellular component (GO): mRNA cleavage and polyadenylation specificity factor complex
Molecular function (GO): mRNA binding
Source: RefSeq, a predicted model, not a curated record
GGAAUCUGAGUCUCCCGCUUCCGGCCAAAAAUACAACCCAACACUGGCAUCUCUUUACCACCAUCUGUGUCCCUCUCCUAAGAUACUACUUACCACAAUCUCCUUAUACCCUCUCCAACCAUUUUCGCCUAGGCUAACAUUUACCAACAUGGCGCCCGGCUCGAGCCGCAGCGUCUUCGUGGGCAACAUUCCCUUCAAUUUGAGCGAGGAGAACAUCGUCAAGAUUCUGAGCUAUGCGGGAACGGUCGUCAAGUUCAGGCUUAUGACGAACCCAGAAACCGGCAAAUCGAAAGGCUUCGGCUUCGCAGAUUUCCAAGACGCAGAUUCCGCCGCAAAUGCGGUUCGCAACCUGAACGACUUUGAGAUCGAUGGACGCAAGAUCCGAGUUGACUGGCCUCACAAUAACGAGAAAGACGCUCCUCCCACGAACUACGAUCAGACGAACGCCCCUGGCGGCGACAGCAUGCAAGGCUCAGGCGCUGGCGCUCUUCCUCCCAUGCCCGCCGGUGUUGAUCUGCCUCCGAAUCUCAGAUGCACAGAUGCCAUUUCACAAACGCUCUCGACUGUCCCACCACCGCAACUUCUCGAUGUCCUUACACAAAUGAAAGCAUUAGCCAUCUCCGACCCGGCGAAAGCGACCUCCCUCCUCAAAGCCGCACCACAACUGUCCUUUGCCAUAUUCCAAGCUCUCAUCCUGAUGAAUCUGGUCGAUCCUAAAGUUUUGGCACAAGUGGUAGAACAAGCCGCCGCGAGACCGCCCCAGCCAGCAGCACCUCUUCCUCCUCCACAACCUACUCCGCAACAAUACCCCGGCUAUCCUGUUGUCCCUGGACAAAUGCCUCCUAGACCGGCUCAACCUUACACACCUACUCCAGUACAACAACCGCAGCCUCCGGCGCCACAGCCUGUUUUGACACAACAAGAGAUGAUUCAGCAAGUGUUGGCCAUGGAUCAAAGAACGAUAGACUCGUUUUCGCCCGCUGAGAGGGCUCAAAUCAUGCAGAUCAGAGCGCAGAUGGGUGUGAGAUGAGAGGAAAGAAGCUGGAUCACAUAACUUACUCUACACGCCGAGUUCUCCCGCCGAGUGAAAAGAUGAUCCUGUCGCGCAGCGACACUACAGCGCAUUAUUCAGCUGGCCGACACGUCCAUCCCAGAUAUCCGCUACACAUAGCCUGCAGCUGUGCAAAGGCUGAAUGAAACUAGUUCACCCACCUGCUGCGUGAGCGUAAGGUUGCGCCUUGCUAUGCCUCCUCACAUAUCAUGAAAGUCAGCCAAGCCGACUAAAAGAUUGUGGCAUGAGGAGUCACGUAGUGUCACUCUUGGUGUUCCUUGCGUGUGCGCGUCAGGUUGUUGAGAAUGGAACCAACAGAAAGCGCGGCGACAAAGGCAGAGCCAGAUUGGAGGCAUGAAGCGGUUGGCACGACCCACGACAAUAUCGGCAGACUUUAGAUGAAAGUAGGUCAUAGUAUCAGGUGACGAAAUGAAUAAGAAUUGAAUCUUUGCGUGCGAUGAUGCCGCGAAGAAAAUCUAUUUGCACAGUGCAAACCAAUCAAGGGUAUCAAAGUCU